AUGCGUUCCGCUUCUUUUGCGUCGUCGGUCUCCGUGGUUGCGCUGCUGCAGUAUGCGUUCCUUGCGCUCGUGGCUUAUGUGCUUGCGGGCGCUCCGCUGCUGGAGAUGCUGAACGGCUGGGGUACGGGGUCGCAUUCAGAUUCGCACCCAGGGGGGAUGAGUCCGCAGAAGCUGGAUAGCUUGGUGGUUCCUGACGCGAAUUUGACGUGUAAGGAGCAUAAGCUCGGCGGCGUCCAUGUCCUCAGUCGCGAGCCGUUGGUGGUGUAUAUUGAGGGUUUCUUGGGUGUGGAGGAGGCGGAGGAGGUUGUGAGGUUGAGCACUCCGCUCUUCCAACCCGCCACCGUGUGGUCUGCAGGAGAAGAGCGCCUCGAUCCACGCGUCCGCCACUCGAGCAAAGCGGCAGUUCCGCGCUCGCGUACAGUGCGCUGCAUCGAGUCGCGUGCGCGCGCCUUCCAGGGAUGGCGCCCUUUCGUCUUUGUAGAGAAGCUGUGGGCCCAGCGAUACGGGCCGGACGGACAUUACACGUACCAUUACGACUGGAACAGCGCGAGCAGGAAGCAGGGCAGGGUGAGUAGCUUCAUGGUUUGGUUGGGCAGCGAGUGCACAGGCGGCGGAACGCAUUUCCCACGCAUCAAGAGGCCGGAGGGGAAAGAGUGGUGUACGUUUGUCGAGUGUGGGGACGAAGCAAAGGAGGGCGUGGUAUUCAAGCCGGUCAAGGGCAACGCUGUCUACUGGGAGAACCUCCGCCCAGAUGGGACAGGGUACGAUGAGAGUUGGCACGCGGCAUUACCGGUCCUGAGUGGCGAGAAGAUUGGCUUAAACAUCUGGAACUGGUUUCAGGAUGGUUAUGUUCCGCCAAAGGAAGAAGGAAAGGAGAUCGAGAUGAACUAA
This is a messenger RNA of Ascochyta rabiei, 891 nucleotides long. Its product is annotated as Procollagen-proline 4-dioxygenase. The record is from RefSeq and is a predicted model, not a curated record. Gene Ontology annotation, molecular function: iron ion binding; L-ascorbic acid binding; procollagen-proline 4-dioxygenase activity. NCBI's taxonomy places the organism in Eukaryota, Fungi, Ascomycota, Dothideomycetes, Pleosporales, Didymellaceae. The transcript has 2 exons. Gene Ontology annotation, cellular component: endoplasmic reticulum. Gene Ontology annotation, biological process: peptidyl-proline hydroxylation to 4-hydroxy-L-proline. Bases 1 to 891 code for a protein of 296 amino acids.